UGGCCUCGACCGGGGCGAGCAAUGUUUCUGAAACGAAAAUGCCGCAAGAGAAACGCGUCCACGAGUCCACCAGGCGGCAACGAGCCCUCGAGACUCUGGUCAUCUUCCGCCGGAGUCUCAUCUACCAGACGAAGGAAUUCUUCCAGAACUCCACCCUUCAUGGCGUUCGCUACAUUGCCGAAACGGGUCGUCCCAUCGGUGAGAAGUUCAUGUGGUUCUGCUUCACAUCGAUUGGUGCCGUCACCGCUCUGGUCAUCAUCAUGAGCCUGUGGGAGAAGUUCCAAACGAAUCCGACCAUCACCGGUCUGGACACGGACUUUCACAACCAGAAUGUCGUCUUUCCCACAACAAUUGUCUGCCCGGAGGCGGCCUUCGAUCAUGAAAAGUCCUAUGCGGCGGUCUACAAAAGUUUGGCGAACUAUGACGAUACACACGCACAGAUGUUUGCCCCAUUCUUAGAGCUACUCACAUCGCUCAACUUCGGCAACAUUCGCGACGCCAAGGUGCUGUCCGAGUCGAUACCCAAGGACCAACUGGAGGAGCACACCAUCAGGCAGUGGGCGUUCGAGGGCCACAUCAGUUGCGAGAAUACCUUCGUGUCGUGCAAGUAUCGCGACGAGGACAUACCCUGCUGCGAUCACUUCGAGCCCAUCUAUACGGAGCACGGCUUCUGCUAUGCCUUCAACAGUCGCUUCAAGUCCACGGCCACCGAAGACAUCAAGACGGGAGCCCCGCACGAUCUCUACGAGACGGACAAGAAGUGGGCCCUCUUCUUUGUGCCCAACAGCACCUCCAGGAUUUUCAUCUUUUCGAAUGAGGAGUACUUUGGAUCGGACUUCAAUGCACAGAUCGACUGGUCCGAGAGCCAGCUGGUGGAGGUGCGGAUCUCCAAGAAGAACACCUACACCACGGACGAUGCCCGCCAGCUGUCCAUCGGCCAGCGAAAGUGCAUCUUCAGCGAUGAGGUGAAGCUCAACUACUUUCCGGACGUGUACACGUUCUCCUCCUGCAUGAAGCAGUGCCGCAUGAACAAGGCAAUCAAGCUGUGCAAGUGCAAUCCACCCUUUUACAAGCCCAUAAACAACGUUCCCAUGUGCAUGGUCAAGGACUUUGACUGCCUCGACGAGUUCAAGGCGAAUAUUACCAACAUCAAGGACUGCUUGCAGUGCGAGCUCAGCUGCUCCAAGACUGUGUUCAACAUUGACAAGCUAAUCAAGAUAAUGGAUCGACCCGAGAGUACGGGAGUACUGGUCGAGUUCCUCACAUGGCCCAUCAUCCGCUACAAGCGUGAGGUUCUCUUCGGCUGGGUGGAUCUGCUGGUGUCCUUCGGGGGCAUUGCCAGUCUCUUCCUUGGCUUUUCGCUGCUAUCUGGCGUUGAGAUCAUUUACUACUUCACGCUGCGCGCCUGCUGCAUGGUCUACAAGAAUCGCCAAGAGCUAUACGAGAUCGAGGAGCGCAUUCGUAAAGAGCCUCCCCCAUCGAUUGAUCUCCAGCUGCGGCUCAAGUCGCAUUCAACACUGAGGAUGGGCACCCCUUCCACCUCGGCCGUGCUGCAGGUGAAGCCCGUGGGGGAGGCAGGCGGGGGAUCUCAGCGAAAACACGAAAUGAGCUUUUAUAACCACACAAAGAAUUUGUAUCGCAGCCCCAAAGUUUUGCCCGAUCAUGGGUAUGGAUCCACCACCAUGAAAUCUUGGAAAGCGUCCGAUCAGGCACAGUAUAUUCCUUGAGUUUCGUGAAUUGAAAGCAAUCGAUAACAGCCUUCGAUGACAGCACAGUAGUAUUUUCCAAUCGAUAACAGCCUUCGA
Drosophila persimilis is the source of this 1805-nucleotide messenger RNA. It is a transcript of the gene ppk23, whose product is annotated as sodium channel protein Nach. Gene Ontology annotation, cellular component: membrane. The transcript has 8 exons. Gene Ontology annotation, molecular function: ligand-gated sodium channel activity. Bases 39 to 1727 code for a protein of 562 amino acids. Lineage: Eukaryota; Metazoa; Arthropoda; Insecta; Diptera; Drosophilidae. The record is from RefSeq and is a predicted model, not a curated record. Gene Ontology annotation, biological process: sodium ion transmembrane transport.